CGUAUGCAAAAGAAAUGGAUGUCAGCCGCAUACGCGUUCUUCAAACCCGAUCCUUCGAUAGAGUACAUCAUGGGCCGACGUGUGCACAUCUUCCACUGCGCGAAUACAGCGUGCAAGCAGACGGUGAAGCGGUAUCUUGAUGGAAAGGAUGCGAGGUCAACUAGUAACAUGCGAAAGCAUGUGAAGCUCUGUUGGUCAGAGGAGGCGUUGAAGGCUGCGGAUGGUACAGGGUCGGCAUCGAAGGCGAAGGACUGCGUGGAGAAGUAUAGGCGGACACAGGACAUCAAGUUGUCCUUUGGGGUGUCGACAAAGAAGACCGUGACCUUCUCCACGCGUCAGCAUACACCUUCGCAGACGAGGGCAGAAAUCGUUCGGUGGGUUUCUGAGAGCAUGCAACCGUUCAAUAUCGUCAAGGAUCGCGGAUUCCAGUCUUUGAUGAAGACGGGCCGGCUGGAAUACAAAAUUCCCUCGCCGACAACCGUCGGGCGCGAUGUUCGCAAAGUCUUCUCACGAGUACGUGAACGUGUCGCGGACAUAUUGAAGGAGUAUGAUGGCGACCUCAACUUCGCGACAGACGCGUGGACUUCGCCGAAUCAAAAAGCGAUGGUUGCGUUCACGGUGCACUUCGAACACCAUGGUUCGCCGAUGUGUCUUGUUCUUGAUGUCGUCGAGGUC
Molecule: messenger RNA, 675 nt
Organism: Fomitopsis serialis
Lineage: Eukaryota; Fungi; Basidiomycota; Agaricomycetes; Polyporales; Fomitopsidaceae
Exons: 3
Source: RefSeq, a predicted model, not a curated record